UUUCCUUGUCUUCUUUCUAUUUCCCCUGUCCGCUGCUCCUCCUCUGCGCGGAGGGCGGAUGGUUCAGCCCGACGGUGACAACAUGGCCGCCACCAUGAAGAAGGCGGCUGCAGAAGAUGUCAAUGUCACCUUUGAAGAUCAACAGAAAAUUAACAAAUUUGCAAGGAAUACCAGCAGGAUCACAGAGCUGAAAGAAGAAAUAGAAGUGAAAAAGAAACAGCUUCAGAAUUUGGAAGAUGCCUGUGAUGACAUCAUGCUGCUGGAUGAUGAUGAUUCCCACCUGAUUCCCUACCAGAUUGGAGAUGUCUUCAUCAGUCAUUCCCUGGAGGAGACGCAGGAGAUGCUGGAGGAGGCAAAGAGGAGUUUACAAGAGGAAAUCGAAGCUUUGGAAUCCCGAGUGGAAUCGAUCCAGAGGGUGUUGUCUGACCUCAAAGUUCAGCUCUAUGCAAAGUUUGGAAAUAACAUAAAUCUGGAGGCUGAGGACAGUUAGAGCUUUUCUAAACACAACACCCAACCUUUCCUUAGGUUAUUAAAUGUUUUGACAACAUUGCUGCAAUUACAUUUGAGAAAAGAAAAUCCAUCCCUUUCUUUUUGUUGGUUUGUGUUUUUUUUUUACUUUCCUGUAAAAUUCUGUAUAUUUAAUAAGAACCUCCUUAUUUUGGUUAUUGCAGUUAUUUAUUUGUUCAGGAAAGCAUUGGCUUCACAUUGUUGGUAAAGCCUCAAGUUCGGAAUACUUGCAUUGUUUGUUAAAGUAAUAAAGUCAGGCAUGAAUUGGA
Messenger RNA from Corvus hawaiiensis (hawaiian crow), 776 nucleotides. It is a transcript of the gene PFDN4, whose product is annotated as prefoldin subunit 4. Bases 59 to 490 code for a protein of 143 amino acids. Gene Ontology annotation, cellular component: cytoplasm; prefoldin complex. The transcript is spliced from 4 exons. NCBI's taxonomy places the organism in Eukaryota, Metazoa, Chordata, Aves, Passeriformes, Corvidae. The record is from RefSeq and is a predicted model, not a curated record. Gene Ontology annotation, biological process: protein folding.